This is a messenger RNA of Cricetulus griseus (Chinese hamster), 5607 nucleotides long. The record is from RefSeq and is a predicted model, not a curated record. Lineage: Eukaryota; Metazoa; Chordata; Mammalia; Rodentia; Cricetidae.
GUGUGGCACCACACAAAACUAGGUGUGGUGGUGAGCAGUCCCAGUACUCACUGGAAGUUGGUGAAAGCUGGAUUAUCAGAAGUUCAAAGUCAUUUUCAGACUCUUAGAAAUCAGUGGUAGUCUAGGAUGAUUGAGUGAGUCCUGCCUCCACAAACAAAAAUUCUCCCAAAAGAACAACAACAAAAUGUGGCUAAAUGCCCUAAAAAUGUUGUGACAAAAUUAAAGGCAUUAAUACUAUUUAUUUCCUUUUAGAUAAUAGCUAUUUAAACUUAAUGCCAAAAUAGGCUUGAUGUGCAAUUUAGAAUGUGUAGUUUAUAUUUCUGUUCUUAAAGCUGUUUGUUGUAGUCUAGUAUUAAACAGUUAGGUGGAAGUGAUUGAAUACAAUAAAGGUGGGCAAGUGGUUGGAGUUGAAGUUGCAGAAGGUGUGUGAAACCCAUUGUAUUGGGGCACUCACUGCCAGUUUCUGGUUGUAUUUGAAGAUUGUCCUAAGUGUGAUGUAAUACCAGCUUAAGCUUUGAAGAUUCAGCUGACACCAUCCAGGUCUGAAGUGUAUAGGACUUUAUGGGCCAAGGGUAGUGCUUGUUUAAAAACAAGGCAAGCUACUCUAGUUUAAUGAGGCCAGUUAAGAAAACUUUCCCAGAGUGGGAUGAAUAUAUAACCUCAAUUUGGAGGUAGAAGUGGAGGUUUACAUGCCCUGAGUGUGUUUACAUUCUCACUGCACUGGAAGGGGGCAUUUGAAAUAGAUUGGCACACAAGCGGCAGAGUUAGAAUUGAGGAAAAUAGUAGUUGAGGCCUGGAAAUAUUGAGUGAGUUGUGGGGGGGAAUGUUUUUCUUGAGAAUUCACAGGACAAAGCUGACAUUAGGAGUGCUUGCCUGGUUGCGCAUUUCCCUUCCUCCCUGUGUGUUUCUUACCCUAGAGACUUAGGAAAGCACUGAGAUCCUGACCUCCGGAAACAUGUUCUACGGGACUUAAGUGCUGCCAAGUGCACAGGCUUCAUGUUGCCGUGGCGUCUGCCAGAGCUGUCCAGGUGGUCUGUGGGGCGGGGCUUGGAGCGAGGUCCGCCCCUUCUCGAGGCCCUGCCCCAGGGCCUGCCAGGUGGUGGAGCCUAAGCAGCAGGACGCCAGAGCUGCUGGCCAUCUUCUGCUGACCACCCAGUUUAGAGUUCAUGGGAGGUGUUGUCUCUCCUGGGGACAGGUCUUAAGACUGAAUGGAAGUGAGCAGCCUUCUAUGCUUAGGAGCCAAGGGCCUUGCAGGGUCCUCUGGUGCAGGCUGGCCUUGUGGCUUGCAGGAACCUGACGCCUCGAUUCUUAUGACCUGGAAGCCGCCCGAACCCCUUCUGCAUUCCUGGAAGGGAGUCCUGCUCGCAUGCUUGCCGACAGUUAGGACCAGGACCAGGAAGAGGAAAGAAAUGAGCCGUCAGACUGCUACAGCAUUACCCACUGGCACCUCAAAGUGUCCGCCGUCCCAGAGGGUACCUGCCCUGACUGGCACAACUGCAUCCAACAAUGACUUGGCGAGUCUUUUUGAGUGUCCUGUCUGCUUUGACUAUGUGUUGCCACCCAUUCUUCAGUGUCAGAGUGGCCAUCUUGUUUGUAGCAACUGUCGCCCCAAACUCACAUGUUGUCCGACCUGCCGGGGCCCAUUGGGAUCCAUUCGCAACUUGGCUAUGGAGAAAGUGGCCAAUUCAGUACUUUUCCCUUGUAAAUAUGCCUCUUCUGGAUGUGAAAUAACUCUGCCGCACACAGAAAAGGCAGAGCACGAGGAGCUCUGUGAGUUCAGGCCUUACUCCUGCCCCUGCCCUGGUGCUUCCUGUAAGUGGCAAGGCUCCUUGGAUGCUGUUAUGCCCCACCUGAUGCAUCAGCACAAGUCCAUUACAACCCUGCAGGGAGAAGACAUAGUUUUCCUUGCUACAGACAUUAACCUUCCUGGUGCUGUUGACUGGGUGAUGAUGCAGUCCUGUUUUGGCUUUCAUUUCAUGUUAGUCUUGGAGAAACAGGAAAAAUACGAUGGUCACCAGCAGUUCUUCGCAAUUGUACAGCUGAUAGGAACACGCAAGCAAGCUGAAAAUUUUGCUUAUCGACUUGAGCUAAAUGGUCAUAGGCGGCGAUUGACUUGGGAAGCGACUCCUCGUUCUAUUCACGAGGGAAUUGCAACAGCCAUUAUGAAUAGUGACUGCCUAGUGUUUGACACCAGCAUUGCACAGCUUUUUGCAGAAAAUGGCAAUUUAGGCAUCAAUGUAACUAUUUCCAUGUGUUGAAACCGAAAUCAAAUAUUUCUGGCCAGUGUUUAAAAUUUGCAUUUGACUUCACAGAGAAUAAGGCACCCAUCUGCUUGCCAACCUAAAACUCCUGGUAGGUAGAAGCUAGACACAUGAAGGUAAAUAAAAAGAAAGGCUGUUAAUACAGGAAACAGUUGCAUGUAGUAACACUAAUAUAUUUAAAAAUAAUUCAACGUAAACCACUGAAAAAAAUAUAUAUACCUAAGAUGGGCAUCUUUUGUAUUAAGAAAGGAAACAUUGUAAAAUAUUUCUGAACUUUGUGUUUGUUGUAGAUUGAUUGUAUUGUUGACAACAAAUUUUUGGGGGUGUGUGUCUGUGCACACAUUCGUGCACAUGUGUGGUUGGAUUUUCUUUAACUGACAAGCCAUCUGUGUGGUCAUGGACCACUGCUUUCCCCUUGUGAGUCAAUACAUAGUGCUGCUGUGUUUUUUUUUUUUUUUUUCUUUUCUUUUGUGUGUGUAUUUGCUAAUUUUCUAGUUUUUCAUUAAAUAAAUUUGACUUUCUUUUCUGUAAUUCAGGUUUUUCUCACUUUUGUACCUUUUAAGUUAGUGUCUUUUUGAUAUUCAUAAUUGCUUAUGUCAAAAGUUUGUGUUGAGUACAUACUUUCUUUUCCUUCAAUCAAUUUAUUAGAAAUAUUUUUAAUUCAGCCCUUUUGUGAAAAUAGGAAUUCCAGAAAGGAAAGAUAACAUGAGAGCAGCUGUCAAAGCUGUAGCAGGUGUAAGAUGGUCUUGUCUAUGUGAGUUACACCACCAGGCUUACUCUUUGAAAGGUUAGGUUAGGGAGAAAAUCUGAUUUACAUACAUAUUGAAAACAAUCAGGCUUUUCCUCUCUUCAAAUGUCUUGGGCGAAUCACAUGUUUAAAUUGGUUCUUGUAUUUAUUGGUUUUGCAAAAGAGUGCAUCAUCAUACACAGUAUUUGUAAUUAAAGUAAAUCAUUUGUUUUUAAGAAAAAGGCAGUUUGCAAAAAAAAAUGUUUUUGGUCUUUUAUAAUUCUCAUUAAAAGAUUAUCUGGCAAAUUAAAAAAAAAUCUUAAUGUGUUUACUUUAGCUCUAGGUUGGUUUGUUUUUUUUCCCCUGGAGCUGAGGACUGAACGCAGGGCUUAGCAUUUGAUAACCAAGUACUCUCUCACUGGGCUACAUCCCCAAUCCCUGCUCUACUAGAUAGCUCUUUGGCAAAGUCCAAAGGUAUUUUCUUGUUCCAGUCUGCAUUUUAAAGCAGAAGAGUAUAUGCCACCAUUUUGAAGUAUGUUAGUUUUGUUUUGAAGCACAGAAAAGACUGCCCCCCCCUUUGAUUUCCACGAGGAUAUUUGGAGUAUGGCUAACUAAUGCUGAUCACUAUUUUCCUUUAUAAAAAGUGAGUUGCUUCAGAGUCUUGACCCUGCAGCGUGAUUGCCAAGUUCCCAUGUACUAGUUUAGUUCUACUCAACUUACCAGCUGUGUGUCCUUGGGCCCAGUUUCCUGAUGUGUAAAAUGGAGUUAAAUUGUGGUGAGUAUGUGAAUGGUUAAAUGAGGAAGGCGUACUUUAACCUGAAACAGUGCUUCACACAGCAUACGCAUCCAGGCAAUGUGGGGCCCUUAGUGUCAUGUCCCUAGUUUCUCAGGCACUCAGCAGAAAUCUGCCUUUGAUAAUUUCAUGUUUUCCUAGUGGGUACCCCAAGCUUAGAAAGUCAUUGAGAAUUAAUUUGGGUUUCUCCUUUAUCCUAUUUCCAAUUCUGGAUUAUGUAGCUUGGUUCUGUUAGACAUUUUUAGUACAGGUAAAGUCUUGAAUUGGUGGUCAUGUGCUAUAUUUUAUAGCUAUAUUUUGGGUGAAUAGUUCAGCCACAGAUUACAACCAGAUUUUUGUUUGCAUGAAUAUUUAGAAAAGCUGUGUGUGUGUGUGUGUGUGUGUGUGUGUGUGUGUGUGUGUUGGGACAAGGUGUUGCUAGCACUGGUUGUCCCUGAAUCCUGUAUCUCACCUUAGUGCCCACCAAAUGCUAGGAUGACAGAUAAGUGCCACAAAGCUUAGCUAUAAAGCAACUGAUUAUAUCUCUGGGGGAAUGUCAUUUUGUGGUUCCACUGUAUUUUUGCCUAGACUUUAACAUCUCAAAUGUCAUAUCCAGUAGAAAUCCAUAGUCUCCUCCAUGAAAGCAGAGCUGACUAACAUUUUUAUUUUACUAGUUGAAUGCAUGUGCAUGUUCUUUUACACAUUUGUUUUGAGAAUGUUGAUUGGUUAUUUCUGUAACCCUCACAAUGUAACAUGGUCACCUUAGACAUCACCAUGUUGAUGCGAAGGCUGGUUGUAGCUCACACUUAUAAUCUUAGAGUUUGGAGGCCAAGACAGACUCAAGAGUUUGAGGCCACCCUGCUCUACAUAACAAGACUUUGUCUCCAAAAUAGAAAAAAACAACUGAACAAAACUUGGAAUUUUUUUUUUUUUUUUGGUUGUUAUUGGGCUUUAACCUAGGACCUCAGCAUACCCCAUGAGCAAGCAUUACACCGAGCUGAAUCCCUAGCAAAAACAUUUUAGUAACUUGACCACUCACUGUAAUCUUAGCUAAUGUGAUGUUUGAGACUUUAUUUUUGCUACUUACAAAUUAGCCUGUACAUUCUUAGUAUUAGAUAUCUUAGUAUGUUUUGGGCAUUAAUAUUUUAAAAGUCUUGAUACUUUUAUCAGUACUUUCUGGAGAGGCUUCAUCAAUGGGGCCCAGAAUCGUGAAGGGUUUUGUUUACCUCUGUUUUUGCUAAUUUUAGCAAGUGAAGGCAUAUUUUACGUAUAUUUAGCAGCAAGCAGGUAAGGGUGACAUAUUAACAUUUAUUAGCUGUUAAGUCUUCAUAGUCCUGAUCCCGCAGAUGAGAAAUGUGGCUACAUUUCUUCCUUCCUUUGAGAUUUGGCAUACACAAAUGAACUCUGUCUUUACAUUAUUUUGUUAGAGUGGAUAAUUUCUGUUGAUGCCUUGGACCUUUUGGUGUCUCUUGGGAGUUUUGUGGGUAGGUAUACAUAUCCUCUGUGACUUUGUUCUUUUGCUUUUGUUACUCCUGUUUGUGUUGCUCAGGAUCAAACUAGGGCCUCUCAUGUCACACCCUCAGCUCUUAGCUUGAAUUUGUCAUACUAAAUUAAGUUCUGGGCCAGUUUUGUGUGUUUCAGUGGUUGGGGAAGUUUUCCUUUGCUGUAAUUGUUUUUUUUAACUGUUUAUGACUUGAAAACUCACAUUAAUGCCGUUUGCACUUCGGUGAUUUUAAUUCAGAAAAAAGUGACAGUCAUUCUUCAUUUUCUGUCCUCAAAGAAUUUUAGAGCUCUUUAAAGUCAGAAACAUCUACAGUGAUGAUAAAUAAAAUGUAGUUUUCUUUAGA